This is a messenger RNA of Eurytemora carolleeae, 2771 nucleotides long. Its product is annotated as speckle targeted PIP5K1A-regulated poly(A) polymerase. Gene Ontology annotation, molecular function: poly(A) RNA polymerase activity. The transcript has 27 exons. The record is from RefSeq and is a predicted model, not a curated record. Lineage: Eukaryota; Metazoa; Arthropoda; Copepoda; Calanoida; Temoridae. Gene Ontology annotation, biological process: mitochondrial mRNA polyadenylation. Bases 72 to 2588 code for a protein of 838 amino acids.
UUUCAGAGUCCAAAGAUGAGUUAAAGAUCAGGGGUUUGAACUUAGAAUACUAGAAGACUUGUUCAGUAACAAUGGUGCCCGUAGGAAUGACAUGCGCCCUCUGCAAUGUUCAUUUAACAGCUCCAGAGCAGAUUAAUCAACAUUUCUCAGGAAAAAAGCACAUAAAAAGACAACACCAGGAGUAUAAUAAAGAGAAGCAAGAGGGCAAGACUAUUUAUGUAACCAGACUGAAGGAACUAAAUGUAUCCUCAGUUCAGAUUUACAUGGCUCAGUUUGGGACAGUUGUAAACAUACUGGUUGGAUGGGAUAGAAAUUUUAAGGAUAGGUUGCACCAUCUGAUUGUGGAGUUUGAAUCCAAGGAAUCCGUCAUACAGAUUCUCUCGAGAGAUAUGAGGAGCAAACACAAUAUUCAAAUCCCGGACACUUCCCCACCACGCUUUCAGCAGAUACACGUAGAAGAAAGGAGUUUCAAAGCAAUGCGUAGAUCACCAAGUCCCCCCGCCUGUCCUGGCGUAAACCUGAAUGAGAUCAAGCUACAGCUCUCACUAAUCUUUGAUCCAGAGGAUCAGAUUCAGGAGAUAGUUUCCCUUACUCAGCUAAAUCAGGAAGAUAUAGAAGAAAGGAGUGAUAUGUGUGAAAAUAUAAGGAAAACGUUUGCCCGGAACGGAUACCCUGGCUGCAGCCUUCUACCAUUCGGAUCCACAGUAAAUGGUUUAGGGUUCAGGGGAUGUGAUCUAGAUGUGUAUCUUGACCUAGGGGAUAUACCCUGGGGCCCUAGUUCAAGAAACCCCCUGAUCAGUGUACCUGUCACGCUCACGGAAGUUCAAAAGGUGCGGCUUGCAGCUCGACUCCUUAGACAAAUCCCUCAGUGCUGUAAAAUAGUUCCUAUUACAAGCGCUAGAGUCCCAAUAGUAAAGUUUGUGCACAAGAUAUCUGGAAUCAACUGUGAUAUAUCGUUUAAAAGUCGAGCUAGCAGCUUAAACUCGGAGUAUAUAAGGUUUUGCACCGAGUUUGAUUCUAGGGUUAGACCUCUCAUGAUGACAAUCAGACUCUUCUGUAAAACGUAUGAUUUAUCUGGUGGAGGCGGGGGUAUGCGUAUAUCCAACUAUGCUCUAACUAUGCUGGUCAUCUUCUACCUUCAGCAGCUUCAUCAACCUCUCCUUCAUUCAGUUCAUCAGCUACAACAACACAUAGAGGGUUCUUAUGAAAUGAUCAGUGGUUGGAACUGUUCAUUUUCUUCUGAUCCCAGUAAACUACCCUCUCUACCUGUUAAUAAACAAGGUAGGAGUACAUGUAAACUACCCUCUCUACCUGUUAAUAAACAAGGAUUGUUGGAGCUACUUCAUGGUUUCUUCAGUUUGUACAGUUGUAUUGAUUUCUCUAGUAACUUCAUCUCUCCCUACCUAGGCAGGCUGGUCACCAGGCACACCCUGCAAACCAACAUACCUCAGGAGUUUUCCGGUUGUCAAGAUUUUCUUGGUGGGAGAGAGAACAGUUUGGAUAUUGAUAGACCUAUUUGUUUACAGGACCCUUUUGAAUUGAAUGUGAACACAUGUAAGGGAUUGCCUGUAAAAGCUGUCUCUAUUCUUCAAUGUUUCUUCAAGGCUGCAACCUCGGUAUGCCAAGAUCUAGUCUCGACAUCAACACAGUCUCCAGGUGGACUGAACCGUCUGUUCGAACUCCAGGUUACACUUCCUAAAGAGAAGACGAUUGGUGACCUUGUGGCUUUAUUCAACCGAGCACCUGGAGUAAAAGUAUACUGCGCUGUUCAGCUCCCCUGUAUUACUGCAGAAGAGAUGAAACCUAACCUGAAAGAUAAUGAUGAUACUAGUCUUAUUGAAACUAAGCCUGACAGUGAUAUACCUGAAUCAGACCUGAACUCUGUGAUAGAUCCUCUGAACCAGGUCCAAGACAUCCUGUACACUAUAUUCAAGACUGUUCUCAAAUUUGAGAUGAUAAACUCUGAUCCUGGAACUGCUAAAGUAGAGAUUGAUAAUACUAGCGAAGACGUAGCUGUCGACAACAUUAUUGAAAAUGAUGCAGAAGCAAAACAAGCCAAUGACAAGAUGCAAACUGAAGAUCAGAUUACAGAAACUGAAGAACGAAGCGAAGAGAUUAAAACAGGAGACAACCAACAGGAUGAGAAUACAGAUGAAGCAUCAAACUCAAAGCGCAAAUCUGAUAUAGAUUUAAAGUUCAAAAAUGGAAAGAAACGACGACAAGAUUCAUUCACCGCAAAUCAUUUCAUAUCUCAGGAUUGGAAGUUGACUGCUCCAGUCUGGAUUUCUAGGAAGAAAGUAUCUGAUUCUAUUCCUGAUCAGAACACAGAACUACAGAGGGAAACUCUGAUCACUGAGCGGAUACUGAAGGAAAUAAACGGGAAGGAGUAUCCAGAAGCUGAGAUAUUAUUCAGAACUUAUCUAGCGAUCAUCCAGGGUUCUCCUUGUGUCGGUCUACAAGUUGUUUCUUCUCACAAGAAAACCUACGAGAGUUUCUUCUUUUGGCUCAGAUCCCAUCUACCUGACCUAUACAAACGGAUUUCAAAAGAUAAAACAAUCAAUCAAAUACAGGCAGUAACCAGCUCAUAAUUCAAGCAAAGAAUAUAUCUGUGAAAUGAUCAGGAUGUGAUCAAAGUUUUCAAUCUUUGCGAAAAGAAAACAUAUUGGUUAACAUUCUAUGUUUUAAAAUUGUCGUUUUUUAGAGCAUCACUAAUUUCUGUUUUUUAAAGAUGUUAUUUUGUUUUCCGUACGAAUAAAAACUAAAAUAAAUAC